Dentiscutata erythropus is the source of this 1374-nucleotide messenger RNA. The record is from the annotation of a GenBank genome assembly. Lineage: Eukaryota; Fungi; Glomeromycota; Glomeromycetes; Diversisporales; Gigasporaceae.
AUGGAUCGCCCAAAUAGAAGACAACAAGUAAAUAAAUUAAGGCAAAAAGAAAUUUUGGAUGAGCUUCGGAAAAAACGAAAUAAAUUGAAUGAAAAACGACAUAUAGAGCCGGAGCAAGGAGACGUUAAAAGAGAUCGUAAUGACACAGAUGUUCGCAUUUUCUCCAAAAAACCUAAAAAAGCUUCAGACAAGCAUUGCAAAGGUGAGCUGGAAUCUUUGAGUGACAAAGCUUGUCAUGUACUCCCGGUCAAAGAAAAAGGAAAAGGGACAACUAAUCUCAUUCGACAUUCGCGGGAAAUUGUAGAAUCUAUGAAUUGUCGAGAGGUGGGAUUUUACACAAAACAUUUCACUGAUGAUCACGAUGGGAUUAGUGAAAUAAGUUUGAUGUACCCGGGAUGGGAGGGAUUUGAAUCAUUUGCACUUGCUACACUUUCUCAAAACAAAGACAAAGAUAACGAAUAUCUUCCAAUGAAAGAUUUGAAAUCUACAGUUAACUUAAUAAUUGAUCACGUAUUAGCAGAUGAUAUAGCUGAAAUAUUUAAAACUUCUCUAAAUCAGAAAUCAGUACAAUUUGAAAUAAACAAUUCAAUCAAAAACCGUCUACUCGACGAAUUGCAAGAUGGUAUACAAAGAUACAACAAAAUGAUUAUGGACAUUCGCAAAAAUUCGAGUAAAUUAUGGCCGAAAUAUAUUACUGAAAGAAACACUGCCGAGCCUCGAUAUAUUCAAAUAGUAAAUCACGUAAUAGAGCAAACUUACGACCGAAUAAUCGGUCCUCGCGUGGAGCGACUCACCAAUAUUACUUCUAACCUUGACUUAAAUUAUGGUGAACUUAAUGCAGAUUUUAUACAUGACAUUAUCAUUAGGACAAAAAUUAAAAGUAACACAAUUUUUGUUGAUUUGGGUAGUGGCAUAGGAAACACAAUUUUGUAUGCGAGCAUUGCCACUGGAUGCAUGGGAUACGGCUAUGAGUUGCGGCAAAAACUUGUUGACCUUGCCAACGAACAGUAUGAAGAAAUUAAGACCCGAGGAAAAUUAUAUGGACUAGAAAUAGGACGAGUUGAAUUUUUAUCGGGUGACUUCAGAGAUAUUUAUAUCAAUCAUCCAAAUUUUAUUAAUAUUUUAUACUCUGCGGAUGUUAUUUUGGCCAAUAACCGGACCUUUUCACCAGAGACAAACCAAUUUUUAUACAACCUUUUUCUUGGUUUAAAAAAAGGUGCCAAGGUCGUAUCUUUAGAGUCUUUCGAGGGAUUUGAACCUCGUGGAAAACAAAGUGAACGCGUGUUCUCUAAUAUUAAGCAAUUUAGAUAUAAAGAGAAUUGGGUUUCUUGGACUCAUAGUGAUGGAAAAUUUUACAUUGCUACACAUGUUUAA